AUGGAUGGCUUUCUUGCUGGAUCAAACUAUGCCAUCGAAUCGGAUGACAUAUUUACAGAAGCACAUAUAAGAAGGAAAAACCAUCAAUUAAAAAUAAAGGAAACUACUGCUCAGUUUGGGGUUGGAACAGAAAACAAGGAGUUGAAGUAUUUUGGCAUCAAUGCAGUUAAUUUCAAGAAAAAUUUAUUGGCUUUCAAAUAUGAUCAAUCCAUUGUGGGUGCUAUGCCUAAAUAUUGCUUCAAAUAUACUUAUGCUGAGCAUGGUCAUGACCCGGACUACUAUAGAACCUUGAAAAGGAAGUUAGCUGAAAUGCAAAAUGGAAUUGAUUUCGAAGAGGAAUUGUAUUCUAUACUAUCAAAUAAAGAACUAAAAGAAUUGAAUCAUGAGGAGAAGGAUCCUGAAACCUUAGAUGAUUCAGAUCUGGAAGAAUUUGCUAACUCAAUGAUGCAAGAGGAAGCCUCUCUACGGCAAGAAAAUACUCCAAGGGCAGAAGUACAGGAAAGACCGAAAAAUCUAAACCUAAAUCUAAAACAAAGCUAUAUCACUGUUACAGAGAAUUCAAUUCAAAAAACCGGGUCAUCAAGUUUAAUCACUUUCCCAUAUAGUAUUUCAGAUUGUCAACCCAUCGUACUGAAUGAAACUAGUGAAACCUUAUUACUAGUUGUGUUAUCGAAUGGUAUAAUGUAUUCGAUACUACCAGGUGGACCAGGACAACAAGGUUGUACCAUACAAUAUUGGGUCCUGGAAUCAGCAUCCAAGAAAUGGUCUAUCAUGGUUCAUCCAAAAAAUGAAAAUUUCGUAUUGAUCGAUAAACAAAAUGGGAAAAAAGAUGGCCUGUGUAAAUUUUUUAAAUUGAAACCACAUAGUAAACUUUUUGGUCUAGUUAGUAAUUUGUACUUACCUGAUUCAGACAUUAUAGAUGCCAAUUUCUUCCCGAAUGAGUCGAAAAACCAUUUCCUGUUAUUCAUUGCGCUUGUAAGAUACCAAAGGAAGGUACAUCUUUGUAUUGAAUGGACAGACAACGGUGAUGUUGAUAGGAGAGAAGAAGAGAAUAAAAAAAAUGUGCAUCAAUUGAUUUAUUUAAAUGGAGAUAUCAUUAAUGGGUCAAUACCAAUAUCCCAUAAUAAAUGUUUAGCGUAUACUUCAUCUACUAUGUCAAUCAUCUCUGCUAACCAAAUUAUGUCCGGUGAAACAUUUUCACAAACUUUAAAGAUAAACUGUCUGAGAAAUAUUAAAUCAUCAUUUUAUGCUCCUGAAUUAUUAACAAAAUUGCAAACGUUAAACAAACAUACUUUUGGCAAAUUCCAAUUCUGUAGCGUCAUCGCCACAUCUACGGGAAAUAUAAGCUUCAUGCUUUCCAAUGAUGCGGAAGAUAUUGAAUUUUAUUCAUUGACAAGAUUCAAAGGUUUGAAAUGGAUAUGCUCAUCAAUUGAUCAACCCACAUCUGAAUUGAAUUAUAACCUUAUUAUUAUUAGUUUUGGUAGAACUUUGAAAAUAACAGUAAAUCUAAAUGAUAUAAAACUUCUACAUGAGAAAGCCCCAUCAAAUAUUUCAUCGUUAUCAGGAUUGGUUACAAAGACAACAUUAGCUAGCUCCACCGAGCAAAACACAGGUAUCAUAUCAAUUAACCCAUCCAAGAAUUACAGAAGUGAUACAUCUGAACUUUGGUUGACUUCACCUUCCACAUUAACUCAACUGAAUAAUAAUUACCCAGCGGCCAAGACUCAUUUGUUAUGUACCUUAUCGAUUUUCCAAGAAUUUAGUAAGAUUAUACUAGUUGAUUUCUCUGAACUGGAACAAUCUAUUAGAUCAAGGAUUCUUCUGCGCGAUGAGGACGAGGACGAUGAUGAGAAUGCAGAUUUUGCGAAUCAUUAUUUAAUCAUUGGUACAAAUUAUCCAUCCAUUUCCAAAGCAUAUGUUUUAAAUUUAAGUGCGUCUAAAGUUCCAAAAUUGUUUGAAUUAGAUGAUAUCCUUUGUUGCACAACAGAUGAAACGUUACAUUUAUAUUUCACUGAAAAUUCAAUGGUUCAAAUAACACGACACUCUGUGUUUGUGCUACCGUUGUUGUCUUUCAAGAGCAGUAUCGGCGAUGACGUUGACGCAAACACUUCAAUUAAAGAGUACAAGACCUCAUAUCUUAUUGAGGGCGCCGCAUAUUGCUCUAACAAAGUUAUCUUAUGGUCAGUUAAAAAAAAUCGUGUCGAGGUUAUUGAUGACAUUGAUAAUUUGUGCAAUGGAGAUAAAUAUACUGUAAAAAAUGAACCUAACAUGGAACUGCUUUUGAAACAAUUGCGUAAUGAAUUUGUAAAUAUUCACCUAUUCAAUGGCUUACCAAACGAUAUUAAUGGAGGUUCUUGUAAUGGUGGAUUUUAUGUUCUUUUCUUUUAUGGGAAGAUCGUAAAGGUGUUUAAAUGGGAUGUCUUCAAUACAAUAUUUCAAGAAUUUGAAUUACCUUGUAAAAUGGUAGUUGCUAGCGAUUGUAUUAAGUUCGAACAAUAUUUCGUUUCACUUUUAAAUGGUUCUGAAAUGAUUAACCCUUGUUCCCAAUCAAAACAUGUCUUACCAUUAUUAUCAUGUAAUUUCAAUACAGACGUUGAAUUAAGGAAGAUAUCAGACAAGUAUAAAUUUCUCAUAUUUUCCACGAACGAGAUACAUUUAUGUGAUCUUAAAUCUCCAACACCCCAUAGUGAGUUGAAAAUUCCAAUGACGAAUGGUAAUAGUACUAUUACUAAUAAUAAGUGCAAUCCAAUAUUAGACGUUCAGACUAUAAUAAACGACAAUAACAGCCCUUUUUUCAUUUUAAGAUCUGAUGGGUUACAAAUUGUUAAAUUAUCAUACAACACAUGGAAUUAUUCCAAUUAUUUACUAAAAUCUACUAGAAAUGUGAAUAAGACAUUUUUUUUCUUGGAUAAAAUUAACAGAAUGUUAGUUAUUAAUCGAGAUUCAUACGAAUGGGAUUGUAUUAAAUUGACGAAUGGUAAGAUAUUAAGUUUGAACUCUUCCAUUUUACGAGAUGUUGACAAUGAAUCUGCAUUGUUGGGUGCUACUGAAGUACGAACAGCGAGGAAAGAUGAAGUACUUAUAUUGCUAAAUUAUGAUUCGAUGAUAAAAUUGAUUAAAUUAUUACCGCAGAAGGGGAAUUUAUUAACGAAGGAGGUUUGCAUUUACAAAUUUCAAAAUAGAAUUCUCGGCCAAGUUUUGGUUAAUAAUGAAAAGGGAGAAUGUUAUGUUUUAUCAAUUGGUGAUACUGGGAAUAACUCAUCUAAUUCAUCCAAUUCUGAUUCUGAUUCUUACCGUGAUUCACGGAAGUUAGAUGCAUUUAUAAAAUUGAAAAUAUCUGAUGAUAAAAUCAUACCUUUGAGUGAAUUACGUUUUAAUGGUAAGGGUCAAAUAAUUCAGUUUGAAGUUUGUGAUGAUAAUAUAAUUAUGAGUACUACCAAAGCUGAGGAUGUUUACGUUCUCAAAGAUUAUUCAAAACAAGCGCUGGAUGGUGAACCAAAAUUAUUGAAAUUGAAUACUGGAUCUGGUAAAAUUGGACGUAUAAAAGUUCUUGAUGAUCAUUGUUUUCUUGUUAUUGUCCAUAAAGAAGGUGAAACCAAUUGUAUAUCAUCCAUGUUGUUUUAUAAGAAGGAUUCUAUACAGCCGUGUGUUGUUGAAAACGAGGAAUCAUAUAUUGAAGGCCGGUUAUUAGGUAAUGAUGAUGAUGAUGACGAUAUGCAUAUUUCUAUUUUCGAUAAGGCUUCUACAUUGGCUACAGGUAAAGAAUUAGAAAAUAGAAUCUUUUCAAGUAUUGAUGCUAUAAUACAUACUAUUGAAUAUAAUGUAGAAGGUCUACGGGGAUUCUGGAAUUCUAGAGCGGAAAUAGAGAAGGAUGAUGAAUUAGGAAAUUAUAAGAAUGAUGGAGAAGAGGAAGAAAAAGAAGUGGACGAAUAUAGGCAGCAUAAGAAGGAAGUGGAAUUAGAAUUACCAAAACUUCGAUCGCCAUACCAGACUAUACGGCUUGAUAAAAUUCCAGUAGAUAUUACAUAUAAUCGGGAGACUGGUGUAUUAUACUGUCUUUGUUCAGACCAAACUGUUCUAAAGUUUGUUCCUCCUUCUUUAGAAGGUUAUAAAUCAAGAACUAAAUUACGAAGCUUUUCAGAUAUGAAUAAUUUUGGUUAUAAACUUACAGAAACCGGAAUAUGGGAAGCAGAGGAAACCUUUGGAUCUCCCAUUACGGGAAUUGUGAAGUCAGAUUUCCAAGAAAGCAGCAAAGAGUGUAUACACUGA
Naumovozyma dairenensis CBS 421 is the source of this 4269-nucleotide messenger RNA. RefSeq names its product Mms1p (gene MMS1). The coding region runs from base 1 to 4269 and encodes 1422 amino acids. NCBI's taxonomy places the organism in Eukaryota, Fungi, Ascomycota, Saccharomycetes, Saccharomycetales, Saccharomycetaceae. The transcript has a single exon. The record is from RefSeq and is a predicted model, not a curated record.